AUACAGGAGAUUAUCACCCACAUCCCUCUUCAUUUUUGUCCUCCUCCUACUCCCUCUCUCUCUCUCAUCCACAAACCCUCCUCCCCUCUUUCCCCUAUAAGACCAGACCGUCUGCCACCCUCUCUGCUCCCAGAUGUAAAUUCACAAGAGGAGCGAGCAGCAGAGAGGAGGGACAGAGUCAGUACCGACAGAUGCGAAUAUCUCAGAGGCUGUCGCUGUAGCUGCUGCUGGCCUGCUACCACCAAUCAAAUAGGAAAAAGAAAGGGAGAGAGCGAGAUAGAGAGAGAGAGAAACGGAGGAGGGCGAUGCAAAGACGACUGUUCUCUGUUAGAUUUCUUAUUUCUAUGAUGUGGUUGUUAUUACUAUUGAUUACAUACCUACCUGGUUGCCUACCUACAGUAGCAAUCGGAUUCCUAGCUGCCUAAUGGAUGCUGAAAUCUCAGAAUGAAGCCAGGCUACUCUAAUUACAACUACGGCCGCUGGUUCUCUUAUUAUUUUUAAAAAUAUAUAUAUGUAUGUGUGUUUGUGAUAGGGACAGCUGGUCGAAAAAAUAUUUAUUGGGUUUGUUCUGAAAAGAAGAAAACGACAUGAGACAAAAUACACGUCUAGGUUCUUCCACAACAGACAGCCAGCGUUGCUGGGCUGCUUCCCAGCAACUUGUAGAUAGCAACUGAAGAUCCUGAAUCCACCACAACAGCAACCACAACAAAAACACUGGGAACUGCUGCUAGAUCACUGUCCGGAAUGUGGAGGCAGUGAGGUUGCAAAGGGACACGCAUCACAGACUUCUGCUGCAACAGGAGGGGAGCAGGAGCAGGAGGAAGCUGCAGAGAUGGAUGUACUGCUGUUGCAUCUCCUCCUGUCUGCUCACACAGUCGUUGCCUCUGGUCUGGGAACCUUUAUGUUCCAAAAGGGAUCUACCUCCGAACCCGGGACUCUGGUUCCUUCGGCUCCAGAGGAGAUCUGGACACGGCUGGAACCUCCUUCCCCAGCUGGCUCCACACCCCCCCCUGCUGUGACCCCGAGUUCCACACCUGGUUAUGGAACCACAGCGCAGGCAGACCCAGUGAGUCCGGAUGGGGGUCUGGAUGGCUUGGAGGCUGCCGAUGCUUUCUUAUACAGCGGGGACGUCUCCAGGCUGACCCGGGCUAACUGCUCACGGAGAUACCAGCUGAAAGGGCUUUCCGGGUCCCCCAGCGGUGCCCUCCGCCCCUACCUCCGCAGUGCCCUGGAUACCUUGACCCACGCCGCCAACUUCCUCAACAUGAUCUUCCAGACCAACGACAUCCGCGAGUCCAGCAUCAGGGAGGACGUGGAGUGGUACCACGCCCUGGUGCGGAGCAUCGUGGAAGGGGACCCCAAGAUCUACCGUGCCCUGCUCACUUUUGACACCCAGUCUGCUUCCGUCAGGCCCCAGCUGGUCCUGCAGGCGACCCGGGAGCAUGGCCUGGGCGAGAUCAUCCUGCAAGACUUGUCCUCGGCCUGGGAGGUCCUGCGCAUGGGCAGCGACGCCAGCGACUGGUUCGGGGGGCUCAAGUUUUGGGAGGGCCCCCCACCGGCUUCUUUCCUCCACAAGAGGGUGCUCAGCAACGACCUGCGCACCCUCGACACCCCCAAGUGGAGCCGGGGGGACAGCUACGUGAUGGACCGGAGCCACGUGCGCUGGUCUGGGGCCCCCUUCCUCGAGUGCCAAGCUGGGAGGUUUGUGCCCGGCUGGAUGGUCACUCUGUCCACCUCCUUCUACGGACUCAAGCCAGAUCUGAGCCCGGAGUUCAGGGGAGUGAUCCGAAUCGACGUGAACCUGCAGGGGUUUGACAUCGACCAGUGCAGCCCGGGAGAAGCCUGGUUCUCAGACACACACCAGUGCAACCGCACCAGCACCCAGUGCAUUCCUCUGAAAGGCCAGGGUUUCAGGCUGAAUCAGUACCACUGUGUGUGCCUGCCUGGGUUCUACAGUGCCACCACCAGCCCCACACAGAACUCACGCAGAGAGGAGGACGGCCCGCUGAACGGCAGGCGUCCCGAAGUGGAGGAUGCUGGGAUGGAGCUGGAGUGCUUGCCCUGCCCCCCAGGCUGCCCGCUGUGCCUCGACGGCGCCCCCUGCAGCGUGCAGGAGGACUUGUAUCUGCGGGCCGCAGUGCUGACAGUGCAAGCCUUCUGCAUGCUGCUCGUCUUUAUCAGCAUGCUGGUGGCUUACCAUUUCCGCCGGACCAAGAGAAUCCGGGCUUCAGGUUUGCUGUUAUUGGAAACAAUCCUGUUCGGAUCACUGCUCCUGUACUUUCCAGUCUUCAUCAUGUACUUCAAGCCCAGUGUAUUUCGCUGCAUUCUGCUGCGUUGGGUCAGGCUGCUGGGGUUCGCUAUCGUGUACGGGACGGUCAAUCUCAAAAUGUACAGGGUGCUGAAGGUGUUCCUGUCCCGCACGGCCCAGCGCGUUCCUUACAUGACCAGCUGGCGUGUGUUGAAGAUGCUGGCCGUGAUCGUGCUGAUGGUCAGCUGGUUCCUGUCUGCCUGGACUGCCGGAGUGCUGGAGAACAUGGACCGGGACGUGCCCCUGCUGGUCAUCUCCCAGACUCCCGAGGGGCUGGGCUUCAGUAUGUGUGACCUUGACCGCUGGGACUACAUGAUGGCUCUGGCGGAGUUGCUGUUCCUGUGCUGGGGCAGUUUCCUGUGCUACACAGUGCGGACAGUCCCCUCUGCCUUCCACGAGCCUCGCUACAUGGGCAUCGCGAUCCACAACGAGAUUCUCAUCUCCACAACCUUCCACCUCCUCCGGUUCCUCAUGCUGCCCUCGCUCCACCCUGACUGGAUGCUGCUGCUCUUCUUCGCUCACACCCACGUCACCAUCACCAUCACUCUCGCCCUGCUCUUCAUCCCCAAGUUCCUGCAUGCCAGUUCUCCCCUGCGGGAGGAGAUUGCAGCCGAGGUGUACGAAGACGAGCUGGACAUGCGACGCUCCGGCUCCUACCUGAACAGCAGCAUCACCUCCGAGCACAGCCUGGACCCUGACGACAUCCGGGACGAGCUGAAGAAGCUGUACGCCCAGCUGGAGGUCCACAAGACCAAGAAGAUGACGGCCAACAAUCCUCACCUGCAGAAGAAGCGCAGCUCCCGCCGCGGACUCGGCCGCUCUAUCAUGAAGAGGAUCACAGAGAUCCCCGAAUCCAUGAGCCGACAGUACAGCCGCGAGGACAAGGAGGGCUCCCUGGCCAGAGGAGGAGGAGGAGGAGGAGGAGGAGGAGGAGGAGGGGGGAGCCACCAGGGAUCCUGCAAGAAGAAGCCCUUCGAGUCCACCAGUUCCAGCAUGAAGAUGAAGGAGGACUCCUUCAAGCACCGCGUCUUCUCCUUACGCAAGUCUCACAGCACGUACGACCACGUCCGCGAUCACAAGGACCAGCACAACCCCCACCAUCCCCACCCCCACCGGGCCGGGGAGGGCAAGGACCCCUCCCUGCUGGACUCCCUCAUGCGCAAGAAGCUGGCCAAGAAGGCGUCCGAGAGGUCGGACUCCGAUUCGGUGGACGGCGCCCCUUUGGUGUGCAAAUCGGCCAGCGCCCACAACCUCGCUGCCGACAAGAAGCCGCUGCACCCCAACAAGCCCAGCAAGCUGCAGAAGUCUCUGAGCGUCAUGGCGGGCGCCAAGGACAAAGCUCCGCUCCUGACGGGCAAGGCCCACAGCUUGGAGGACAACUCCAAAGUGCGUGGUAAAGGAGAGGAGGAGGAGGAGAGAGGGAGGAGGCCUGCAGAUCAAGGUGGCCCCAAAGGUCAUCUACAGGAGCUGGAGAGCAGAGCUCGGGAUACAGCCCAGUGGAUCGUGUCCGGAGACGCCACACAGAGGUCGGUGAACACCCUGCUCAUGGAGGACUUUGACAAAGAGGAGGUCUGUCCUUGGGAGCUGGAAGACCUGACCCUGGAGAGCAAGCCCCAGAAGCAUGUCUCCUACGCCCCCUUGAAGAGAGACGCCACCAACGGGGAUCAUGACAAAGAGCAACCACCAGAGGCAGGGACGAGACAGCAGGCCCACAAGAGUGAGAUCUGCCCAUGGGAUGACCCACUGCCUGGGACCGGCAAAGGGGACUCAUAUCCUCUGGAGGGAGAGGAGCUUCCAAGCAAGACCCAGGGAAAUGGGGGACUGGAAGACGGGAGAGAGAGUAGUCCGUCUGUGGACGUUUUUCCCUGGGAUCCCGAUCUGCCCCAGGAAACGGAAACGGAUAAAGCCAGGGCUCUGGUGUCCUUUAGUGCCCCGGGAUCUCCCACUGUAGGGUUCGGAAAAAUUAAGGAUUCCAGAGGGUUCUCCCACAGGGGCCCGGCGAAGGGGUUUGGACUGUCCAUGAAAGGGCUGGGAGGGAGAGGGAGCGGGAAGGAAAGGGGGAAGAAAGGCACGGAGAAACAAAGAGAGAAAAAAGACGACACGAAAAAGAGCAAAGAGAAAGCGGCUGCCAAAUCCAGGCAGGAAGAGGUCUGCCGCGGGAAGUCUGAGGAGUCUGAAGGCAAUGGCUGUAAAGGAGCCGAUCUGAGUCCCUGGGACCUGGAGGGAAGACUGUGGGAUGUUAAACAGGACGAGGAAGGAGUAACGCCAAGCAAGGACAAGAAGAAAGACAAGCUUGCUGCAGUGUGCCCGUGGGAGGCAGAGGAACCCAAAUCGAACACAGCGGGCAAGACUUCAGAGGGGUGCCCUUGGGAUACUGGCGAAGCACCUUCUGUAAAAAACGAGCGAAAAAGUGUCAGCGAGUCAGCGAGCAGGACGACGAUGACAGCAGACUGCCCUGGGGGCGCCGAGGAGGUGAAGCCAGGGCUGGAAGCCGAAGACAACGCAGGACCAAUGCAGAAGACUAUUAAAAGACAGGAGAGCCAAGGCAGCAGAGCCUCGCAAGCGUGUCCUUGGGAUGUCCCGGAGCCAGCAGAGAAGAUGCCCAGGAGCCAAGAGAGUGCCUUGGCAGACGAUUGUCCAUGGGAGAUCGAGGAACCGAAAGCGGGGCUUCAGAACCAAGACAGCAGAAAGGUUUCUGAAGUACAGCCUUGGGAGGCCACAGAGAUGGCAACUAAUAAUAUCAAAAAGCAAGACAGCAGAACUAAGCUGCAGGGGAGCGCCACGGGAGACAAUACCAAAGAUGUGGCAGAUCCUGAAACCAACUCUACCGGCAGGCAAGACGUGGAGGCUCCUGAAGUGGAGGAGCUCAAAGCUGGGAGCAGCAGCACUGAGAGCAGGAUCAAGUCCAGGGAGACUGACCUGGCCCAGGGCAGAAAGGACGUGCUUUGCCCCUGGGAAAUGGAAGAGGCCAAAUUGUUGUCGAGGAAGAUAGAUAACACUUCGGAAAUCCUUUCCUGGGAAUCCGAGGAGCCGGACAAAGCCGAGGACGUUGGGAAAUCUGUACCGGGAGGGGUGCACCCCAGGGAGGCGGAGAAAACGGGGGUCAAGGAGAUUGAGGGAAGGAAUGUCGACGUGUGCCCUUGGGAUUUCGAGUAAGAUACGGGCGGUGGUGAGGAAGAGUCCCACACACGGAUUCUGAAGAUGCUGCCCUGUGCAGUACGCCUCCCGAUUUCUGCCUGCUUGGUCUCCAAUACGCCUGCCCCUCUUAUGCAGGCUGGUUCACAAUUCAGCAAUUCAGCAUCAUUCUAUGGAAAUGCACCUUUUUCCAAUUCUGUUUUAUGAUCAAUGUUCUUCUUGCUAAUUUAAACCAAUGAAAAA
Acipenser ruthenus (sterlet) is the source of this 5686-nucleotide messenger RNA. Its product is annotated as probable G-protein coupled receptor 158. Gene Ontology annotation, molecular function: G protein-coupled receptor activity. Gene Ontology annotation, biological process: G protein-coupled receptor signaling pathway. The record is from RefSeq and is a predicted model, not a curated record. The coding region runs from base 833 to 5464 and encodes 1543 amino acids. Gene Ontology annotation, cellular component: membrane. The transcript has 11 exons. NCBI's taxonomy places the organism in Eukaryota, Metazoa, Chordata, Actinopteri, Acipenseriformes, Acipenseridae.